Spizellomyces punctatus DAOM BR117 is the source of this 4420-nucleotide messenger RNA. RefSeq lists its product as uncharacterized. NCBI's taxonomy places the organism in Eukaryota, Fungi, Chytridiomycota, Chytridiomycetes, Spizellomycetales, Spizellomycetaceae. The record is from RefSeq and is a predicted model, not a curated record. The coding region runs from base 402 to 4172 and encodes 1256 amino acids. The transcript is spliced from 17 exons. Gene Ontology annotation, molecular function: phosphatase binding.
GGUGCCUCUCAUAGCACUUUCGAAAAGCUAGCAUCUCUGCUUUACAGGCGCGCCAAUCUUUCUUGUUAAAGUGACAGUCCUGAAGAGCUUCGUGUUCCCGAAAACAGCCAGAGUUCUUUAUGCGCUUGGUGUAGUCGUCGUCAUCGCCCUCGUCCGCGCCGGAUGUGUGAGAUUGUGGUCGUGGCUGUGGGGACAUUUCGUUGUAGAUCGUCUGAGGGAAAGAGGGGCGAUUUUUUACUGCGGCCCACCAAGCAUCAUCCACCCUGCCAAGAACCGGUCUAGAGCUUAACUCGCUGGAGUCAAUGGACCCAGUGAAGUAACGAAGGAAACCGCGAGCUGAACCGAAGCACCUAGGAGGGAAGCGACGCGCUUUUCCUGGACGCUUUUUCAAGGCAAUUUGGAUGACUAUGAUGGCCCACAGCGGCCACGAACUCAAAGGCAACACCGUCGGCACAGCUGGGCAUCACUUGGGACUGGGUCGCCUGCUUAACAAAGGUUUGACGGGACGCAACCUCUGGACUCAAACCACUAUUACUCGUGAUGGGCAUGCAGACGAGAAAGGAACGAAAUUUCGUGCGAACGAGCGUCCGAAGGGCGUGUCAAAGACUGCCUCACGACUCCCAGUUGCAUCCCAUCGCGACCCUGCACAGAUACCGUUGGAACAAUUGACAAGUGAAGGCCUAAUGUUGAAUGAGCGCGAUCUUGCUCUCGCGGUGCGCUCCGUCAAACAGUGGAAAAUGCUAGUGAGAAGGAGACGCAACCGCAAGCUUGCAGAAAGUCAUUAUAUCCACACUCUACUGAUGUCCACCUUGCGGCGGUGGCGGCAAGCAUUUGCGAGGGCACGCAUUGAUUGGAGAAAUCAUGUUAAAGCUGAUGUUCACUGGAAAUAUAUCCUGAGUUUGCGAGCUUGGCGGGGUUGGAGGUCGUACAUAAGAACCCGCACUGGUGAUCGCACUGUCAAAGAUCAAGCUGCGAUUCUUGGUCACCACCUUCGGCUGCGCCAGGCGCUUCGUACGUGGCGACAACAGCGAGAACUACAACAUGCGCUAAGCUUGCGCUAUUCGGAUGCAACGAAGCAUUACGCGAACAAGAAGAUGGAGCAGGCUUGGAAGGAUUGGCGUCAAAAACACAACAUCAACAAUCAGAAAAAGGCCACAAUGCAAUCGGCGGACGUUCUUUGGAAGUUGAAUGUUACUCGAAAAUGGAUGAGCAAAUGGAUUAGACUUUAUGCAACAAGACGAGAAACCGCGCGAAGGGCAGCGUUCGCCCUGAAGUUCAAUCAACGAACACUGUUACGCGUCGUCAUGCAGCGGUGGAUCAGCGCCAUCGAGAUGAAGGAUAUGCGAAAAAGUGAAAUUGAACGAGCAAUAGUCUUCAGCAACCGCCACCUGGCGCGAUCCGCACUGCAUCUCUGGCACCUAAAGUAUUACCAUAGACUUGCUAUGGUCGAAUUGGAAAACGUUGCUCGGCACCACCAUCGAGAAAAAAUGCUGCGAGUUAUCUUCCAUGGCUGGCAGACAUACCAAUCGGUGGCGGCAGAACAGCGUCUCUCGAUGCAAAAGGCGCAAAAGUUCUAUGAUUCCCUGCUAAAGCGUCGAAGCCUCAGAUGUUUGAAAGCUCUACCGCGACUGAGUGAGGGUGCAGACAUGCAGUAUUGCCGUAAGGUAUUGCGAAGUGCGUGGCAUCGUUGGCGCACAUUAAACGCAGCCCAUGUGCGGCUACGCGAACUUGAAGAGGUUAAAGCGGGUGUCGAACACUUUCGGUGGCGUUUGAAACGGCUGACCUUUGCAGAAUGGAAAGCCUUCGUUAAUGAGAGGCGGGUUGAAAAGGAGCGAUACCAUAAAGCCGAAGACUUUCGUGAUCGACAACUAUUGCGGCACGCCAUUCGAACGCUUCAAAACCAUGCUAUUGUAGCUUCUUUGAAAAAGCGUCAACGUGAUGCAGCAGCGCAGCAUUACAGCUGUACUCUACUACGACGAUUUUGGGUUACGUGGACUACCGCUCUCACUGAACGUCAAAGUGAACAUAUCCUUACAAAAAAGCUCGCGACCUUCCACGAUACAUUGUGUAUGAGAAAUGCGCUGAACGUUCUCCGGCGGCACGCGAGGUCGCAAAUUGACGCCCGAAAUAAGCAGGCGCUAGCCAUAUAUCAUCGGAAUUCUGCCGUGGCUCGUAAAGUGAUAAAUGCUUGGUGGGUGUAUGCAGAUGAAUCCAGUCAUAAAAUGUCAAGAUGGCGGCAGGCCGUUCGGCAUCGGUAUCUGAAUGUGAUGAGGCUGGUAUGGAAAAUAUGGCGUAAGAAGCUGGAGGAGGUACACCAAGAUCGAGUAAAAUGGCGAAUGGCCGUCGCGCAUGCAGACCGGCAGACUCAACGACAAUAUAUUUUCGCGUGGAAGUCAGCCGUGGAUGCACGCUCUGCCUUUCAUGCUGUAUAUUCAAACUUUGCGGAUCGGCGGGCUUAUAGGCUUCUCCUACACUCUAUGCGAACAUGGCGUGAGAGAAUGAUUGAAUCGCGCCAAAAUCGUUUGGAACUGGCUCAUGCGUUGCAAAAAUGGGAACAACGGUUAUGUCGUAAGAUUAUUCAUGGUUGGAAAGAGUAUGCCGAUGUGCGCUCAGAAGAGAGAGCAUUUAAACAAAAGGUUCUCGGCGAAGCACAUGCCGCAUUAUCGCGUGUGAAAUUGCAAUGUGCUAUGAGAAAGUGGAUCUUCCGUUUUCGCAUUGAAAGAUACAAGAGAGCUCUCGAAGUCGAAGCUGCACGAUUUCAUGAACGUUCCCUGGUGGGCAAGGCACUGUAUGCUUGGAAGGGACUUUGUGCUCAUCAGCGCUGGACCAAGAAAUCCCUGAAAAAGUCGACUGCGUUCCAGCACCGUAAGCUAUUGAGUCGGUACUUUCAAUGUUGGUAUUCUUCACGUCCAGACUGGGCUGCGAUUUACGAAUCAAAUGUUCGCCAACCCAUCAUUUUCUGGGGCAUGGGAAUAACGCGCAAGACCUUCCAUGCAUGGAUAGAGUACGUGCGAACCAAGCGAGAGCUGAACGAGAGGAUCAAGGAUGCCAUGGGAUGGAAGAGGGAGAGGACGAUGCGGAGAGUUGCUGUGCAGUGGCUCAAGGUCGCGGAGGCAAUACGCACGACGCAAACCGAAAAUGCCUUGAACGAUCAAGCUGCAACAGCCGUGGAGUCAUUGCGCAAGGUGCAAAAAUUUGCUUUCAAAUGGCGGGCUAAGGUGCUGGCGUCAAGGGACCACAGACCACUGUCGGAGACGGUCCAUCGUAAGGAACUUUUCCGGGAACUCGAUAAAGAGGCAUUUUUCACUAUUCCUGGACCACAAAGCAGACCUAUUCCACCAGCACAACCGAUUCAAUUAUACCCGGAGCGGUUGCGGAGCACAACGCCUGCUCCGUCCGCCGUGGUACCGCCCAAGAAACAAAAUUCUGAAAACCUGCCUGUAGCUGUCCCGCCGAUCCCCAAACCUCCCAUUCCACGGCGUCCGAGACCGCCACCGAGAAAGCCUGGGUUUUUGCUUGAAGACCCUUUUAUAGCGACUGCAGUCAGUAACGGUAGUGCCAUUACCUUCGCGACACUCCUAGUACCAGAAGCGCAAGUAGGAAGUGAUGCAGUCGGCGAUUCGACUAUAAGCACAAGCGAGCACGUCCCGAAACUCACAUCGUCGAUGCAUCUUCCACCGAUAUCGCCGCAGUCACCCAUACCGCACCAGUCACAAUCAUCGCUUCGCGCAAUACCAACGAGUGGGUCACUCGCACCGAUACAUGCACUUUCAUGCGAAAGGCGUGCUACCACGCCAUCCGAACAAUUGCUAUCAUCGCGUCCAGCAAACAGUGCGAGCAUUCCACCCGCACAGUCCGAAACCACCAGACCAAGCGCUCCCCACCCAUCCAUCCAACAGCAGCCAUCGGAAAUUACGCUUAUCGAAUCCCAAUUGCAAUACUACAGUCACCUCCAGGCUCAGCACGCUCAAAACCACAUUUUGCUCACAGGCCUCCAACAGGAAGCUGACAGUGCGACGGCGCAAGGUAAGGACUGCCGUUCCGUGCUAGAGCAAAUUGAUCUUGUCAAGAAGCGCAUAAAGGAAUUUGAAGAGGGGGAGUAUGAGCGCAGAGGAAUUAUUCAAGUCCUGGCUAAGAGGGUGGAGGGAUUACUUGUACGGGGAUUAAUGUGAUACAGCGUGCUAUGGCUCGUUGUUGAACUGAACACCAGCCCAUGCUGGCAAGUUUUUGCCUUUUACGAGUCCAUGCAGGAUUUAUUAAACAGUUUUAGUUGAAAUGUCCCCCCUUUGAAAGACGUGAAUAGUGUGCCAUAAAUUCUCGGCGCGCGCUCCGUUUGUCUAUGCGGCCUCCUGUUCUCCUCCUUUGACCCAUUUAGCACACCUCCUUUUUUUGCACACACACACAAUAACACUCCCACCCG